AUGGAGGGUCUGCAUCAUGGCAUCGGAGGAGUUCGCCCGCCGCAAUCCGCAUUCCCUGACAUCGACAGCCAUAUGGUGCCCGAUGACUUCUCCUUUAGCUCGCCCUUCAGUCCCUCCGGCUCGACCGGUCAGGACGGGAUGUUGGGCGACUCGAUCUUCCCGGAAAUGAAAAACGGCGGUGGCGAAAGCCCCGAGGAACUGCAGCGGCAAGAUCCCUUGGCCGCUCAGAUUUGGCGGCUCUACACCCGGACAAAAUCCCAGUUGCCGAAUCAAGAGCGAAUGGAAAACUUGACAUGGCGAAUGAUGGCCAUGUCGUUGAAACGCAAGGAAAGGGAGCAAGCUCGCGCCAGUCCCAGCGCAAGUGGGAUCGCCCAGUUGCACUUGUCGCACGAACACCCGGCGACCCACUCCCAGCAGAAUAUGAACCUCGAUGCCACUUCCGACCCCAUGAACAUCGACGAGUUCAUCGUCCCCUUUGACUCGCCAGGCGACUACUCCUCUCACCAUCCCGACGCCGACCGACAUUUGAACGCUACCCCCACGGCCUCCAUCCCUAUCAAGUCACGCAAGGACCAUCUCGUCGAGCCGAAUCGCAAGAACAACGAGUUUGGCUACGUGCCUCGUCGGGUGCGGAAGACGAGCGUCGACGAGCGUCAGUUCUUUACUGGCCUUGGAGGGCCGACUCGCAAGCGACCGGCAGAUGCCUCACCUCAGGUGCCACCUGUGUCCAACGCGGUGAUGGGGCAUUCCGAGCUAUCCGCUGCACUGCCGGAUUACUCUCUCGACCACAAUUCGGGGUUCGCCAUGCCCAACAAUAGCAUGAGCCACGGUCGUCACCAGCACCGGAACACCACAUCCGGGGUGCCGUUCCACCUGGAUACCUAUACCAUGAAUGAUGAGAAUGGCAUCCACUCGGCGGGCCCUUACCAGCAAAACUUUACCUUUUCUCCCUCCGACUCUCCAAUGACUGCGGGCGAGCAGUCCAUUUUCUUCAACGAUGGGCCCUCGGUCGACGCUCAGGGCCAGGGCCAAGGCCAGCGCCGCAUUCCUCCAUAUCUGCAGCAACGCUCCUCCAAUCUUUCUGCGUCCUUGCAGCCCCGCCACAUGUUCAACACGAGCAACGGUGAGUAUCACUCAUCGGCCCCAGGAUCGCAACCCAAUUUGCACUCGGGUUUCUCCAUUCCCCAGCAACACGUCGACCCCAACCAGGUGCUCGGCUCCGGCGAGUACUCUUCGACUGCCCCUGCUCACAGCAUGUUCACCUUCGGUGGGGAUUCCGAUAACGAGGAUGAGGACGGCGGGUACGGCGAGCGGGGAGGCAUCACCAUGCCAAGUGAUUUCGCGAUGGAUGACGCGAGCAGCGACAUGAACCCGGGCCUGACGUGGGAUGGGUUCCCCGGUUCUGUUCAGUCCCUCCCUGGAUUUCCGGAUCAGCAGCGGAAGCAAGUGACCAUCGGGUCUGCCGAUGUGAUGGAUGGCCCCUCUGAAUGGCGUCGCGGGCAUGGCUUUAGUCGGGGUCAUGGUUCCGCAGUCUCAGUCAGUGAGAUGCGUAACCGGGAUCAAGAUCCACGGCGUCCGAAGAUCGCACGCACGGCGUCGACGCCCAAUGCCGCGGCGUUGCUGCGACAGAACCUGAAUGGUGCUGCUAGCGGCCCGUCCACCAACCAUCCAUCUCCCAGCACGCCACCCGAAUCCGGGCUCAGUAGCGCCAUUCCAUCUCGCCCUGCCAGUCCUGGCGGCUCCAAGUUAGGCGAUCCCAACGCCGGGCCGACCACGUGUACCAAUUGUUUCACGCAGACCACUCCUUUAUGGCGACGCAACCCUGAGGGCCAGCCAUUGUGCAAUGCCUGUGGCCUAAGCGGAACCGCAGCAGUGCGAAACAGCAUCGCCGUGGGUGCAUCUCGCUCGUCUAAGAAGUCUUCUCGCAAGAACUCGAUUGCGCAGACCCCAAUGAGCGCCACCACCUCUCGGGCCCCUAGUAACACGGCAUCCGAAUCUCCGCCGGCCAUGUCGGGAUCCGGCGCUGGAAAACCGGGCGUGGUGCCUAUUGCCGCGGCACCCCCGAAGGCUGGCCCUCCUGCUGGAGUCGCCCAGGCUCGAGCUGGCGUGCAGGUCGCCCCUCGACGCCAACGUCGCAUUGAAAAGGCGCCUACGGAUCCAGAUACGGACGACAGUCCCAAGUCUACGGGGCCCUCAGGUCGAUCCAAGAUCGUACCACUUGCGCCCGCAAUGCCUCCUGCUGCUACGAACCCGGCAAACCACAGUAUUGCCGGUGGGCAGGGAGCAAGCCAAGAGUGGGAGUGGCUGACAAUGAGUCUGUAA
This is a messenger RNA of Penicillium chermesinum, 2322 nucleotides long. Its product is annotated as Nitrogen regulatory protein nrfA. The coding region runs from base 1 to 2322 and encodes 773 amino acids. The transcript is spliced from 5 exons. The record is from RefSeq and is a predicted model, not a curated record. NCBI's taxonomy places the organism in Eukaryota, Fungi, Ascomycota, Eurotiomycetes, Eurotiales, Aspergillaceae. Gene Ontology annotation, cellular component: nucleus. Gene Ontology annotation, biological process: nitrate assimilation; positive regulation of transcription by RNA polymerase II; negative regulation of transcription by RNA polymerase II. Gene Ontology annotation, molecular function: zinc ion binding; RNA polymerase II cis-regulatory region sequence-specific DNA binding; DNA-binding transcription factor activity, RNA polymerase II-specific.